Dicrocoelium dendriticum is the source of this 231-nucleotide messenger RNA. Lineage: Eukaryota; Metazoa; Platyhelminthes; Trematoda; Plagiorchiida; Dicrocoeliidae. The record is from the annotation of a GenBank genome assembly.
AUGUUCAGAAAACACGGUCCAGAAGCCCUGGAGGUGGAACUCCGCAUGGAAAUGCAACGGAUUUCGGAGCGCAAUUUAGGACGUGAUGACCGGGUCAUUUCCGAUCACGGCCGCGAGGCUCGAUUUCCUUAUCUUGACGAGCGUGUCGUGCACUUUUUAAGAAAAGUUCCCAUACAACACAAAGUUGCCAGCUACACACCCCACUGUGUUCAGACUGAUCAUCCAGUCUGA